AUGCGCCUUCGUCCUCUUGUUCUCCUGAGCACUGCUGUACCACUGACGUGCGCCUCGAAUUCGGCUGACCUGAACAAGGCCAACUCCAGGAACCUUACGAGUAGUGCUGACUUUAACAAGACCAAAGUCAAUGCCAUUAGUAGCAAAGCCGACCUCAGCAAGACCGAAAUUGAUGUCCUUACCAGUAGCGCUGACCCUAACGAAAGGCAAAACAACACUUCGUCCAGCAAUGCCGACUUUAACAAGAUGAAGGUCAAUGCCUCGACAAGUGUACGCUCCGGUGUCCGUGACAUCAACAGCGUCCUGGUCAAUGGUGUCGCGCGUGUACGUAAUACUACGAAUGGGGAGGAGAGGGCGCUGCCUCACGUGGCCUCAUUAGUGUCUGGGAGAAUAGCCGACAUGGACCAAUCAACUCUUAAAAAAGCCAUGGAACUGAUACAUGUCGACCACUACGAGCACAAGCUUACGGAACAAGGCUGGGAACGAUUGCAAGGUCUUGAUCAUUAUUUCUUAGAGCCAUUUGCCGUGGAGCUAAAGGCUGAGAGCUCGAAGAUUGUGAUUUCACCACCUACAAGUGAGGUAGCUGGACAUGAAUUGAUAAUUGAUCAGGCGCGAGCCUCUAAGGUCGGUAAAAAGCAUCUUAUGCGAGCGAUCUUCACUGAGCACAACAGCCCAAUGAACGAGAUUCACAUAGUGAAGACACAGGAGACAGCACAGAAGUGGUUAGAUGUUGCCGAACUGGAACGUAUCAUUGAGGGGCACGAUUGGUGGAAGAGGUUCAAAAAAAGCGAUUUUCUCAUUUCGUUGAUGGAGAACUCUGGCGGCGCGGCCAAAUUUGCACCAAUUGUGUCGAUCGCAAAGAAGAGUCAAAUCGCCGGUCAGUGGGCCAACGAAUUGCAGACAGCGAUGCUAGAGAUCUGGCUGAACAACAACAAGUCCAUUGACGACGUUUACGAUCUUCUCGGACUUUCUGAGAAACUGAUGAAUGAAGGGUACACCUACGAGAACGUGGAUACCCUGGACCGAUAUAUUGCAAUGUAUAACAAGAGAUAUGGAGCCACUGAGGAUCUGGACAAUUUCUUAAGAAAGAAACUCGGCGACGAAAACUUUGCACUGGUGCUACAAAAGGGGGUCCUGACGUCCCAACACGCGGCAGCACAUUUACGAAGCUUUGUUAAGCAAUGGAUCGGCCGAGGAAAGACAGCCGCGGAUCUCGUGUGCAAAUUUCUGUCGAUGGCAGAUGACAGUGUCGUUUUGCUGGAUCCGUUGGCGAUAGCGUUUGGCGGCGACGCCAGACUCGCUCCUCUCUUAUCGAUCGCAAAAAAGCGUGCUGGAAGCCAGGCAAACGCAAAAAUUAUGCAGAAAGCGAUGUUGAUGGGAUGGCUGAACGCUAAAAAACCCGUCGAUGAAGUUUUUCACUCUCUUGGAAUGUUCCAGACGAGGGAAUUCAAAUACGAAAACAUGGAUACUCUGGAACAAUACGUUGCUUUAUUGAACAAAGAGAAUAAUGCCGAUAUCGAUAUGUUUACGUAUCUGAGAACAAAAUUCGGUGACGGUAAUCUCGCGAUGAUGAUACUGAAGCAAACAAAGCUGCUUCCUGGCGUCACUAAGCCUUUCGUUAAGAAAAGGAUAGGCGAAGGAAAAUCGUCAGUGGACGUUUUGAAAUACAUCCUGGCGAUGACGUACGACGUGGACAACCUGGUGGAUCCAUUGUUGAUAGCCUUUGGUGGCGCUGCUAAACUUGCGCCAGUUUUGUUGUCCGCAAGGAUGAGUCCUGCCAUUAGGUUAAAAGCAGAGCAGUUGCAAGAAGCGAUGCUGGCGAGGUGGCUUAACCGAGGGAUACAGUCCAACCUGAGCUCGAUGGGCUAUACGUACGAAAAUAUGGAUGCUCUGAAUCAGUAUUAUUCAGCGUUGGAUUCCUCUGGAAGAUUGAAACUGUUUACGCAUCUGCAAAGUCGAGUCGGCGACGGGGAACUCAUACUGAUGGUACUAAAAUGUCAGAAGUUGUUCGCAUUUGCCAAAGAUGUUGAGGCAGCUCUCGUCGUACGUUGGAAGAACGAGACACCAGAUAUUUUGCCUGCCGGACUCAUCACCGAGGAUAUGGAUGGGCAUGAGAUGGAUGCGGUAUAUGAGUAUUACAAGAGUGUAAUGGCCAAUAACCCGCUGCAUUAG
Messenger RNA from Peronospora matthiolae, 2172 nucleotides. Lineage: Eukaryota; Oomycota; Peronosporomycetes; Peronosporales; Peronosporaceae. The record is from the annotation of a GenBank genome assembly.